Molecule: messenger RNA, 2734 nt
Organism: Microcebus murinus (gray mouse lemur)
Lineage: Eukaryota; Metazoa; Chordata; Mammalia; Primates; Cheirogaleidae
Source: RefSeq, a predicted model, not a curated record
AGACCCUGUCUCUAAAAAAAAAAAAGUAUUUUUAAAUUUUUUCUUUAAAAAGCCAGUUAUGGAACAAUAUAUAUGAUGUGGUUCUACCUGUGUACAUCAAAAUUAUUUAUUGUUUAUGUAAAUUUCUAUAUAAAUGCAUAUAAAAUAUGUGGAAGAAUACAUACCAAACUUUUUAAAAGUGGUUACCUUUGUAGAAGAGAGGAGAUUUGAUAGUUGAAAUUGAAGGUUCUAUAUACUUCUGUAAUGUCUUAAAUUCUUAAAAUAGAGAUUUGGUCACAUAUUAUGUGGGUAAUCCAAGAGACAAUAAAGCAAAUUUAGCUAGUGGGAGAGGGAGGAAUUCAGUUUCUAAACAUAAAAAAUAUACAGGUCACAUUAUCUGAGCACAAAGUAAUAAAACUAGAACUGAAUAACCACAAAUUAAACAAAAAAUUCUAACCACUUGGAUUUUUUUUUAAUGCCAAUUUUAAAUAACUGAUCAAGACAGAAAAGACUAGCAUUUGUAGCCUUAAAUUCUUUUAUUGCUUAAAAAAAGUGAAAAUUAAUAAGCUAAGCAUUCACAAAGCUAGAAAAAUGUAACAGGAGGAAGAAUGAAGAAUAGGAGGAAAAUAGAAGGAAGAAUAAGGAUAAAAUAAAAAAUUAAUAAGGAAAAAAGGACUGUGCUUGAUAAAUGAACUAAAGUGCUAAUUCUUCAGAAAUUUAAUAGAUACUAAAAUAGACAUAUUUCUGACAAGUCAAUGAAGAAAAGGACAUCCUCUUGAAUGUCUCAUAAGCAGUUCAAACUUAGCUUAUCAAAUAUCUUACUUUUCCCUCAAAUAUUUGUUUCUUGCCAGCGUUAAAUCUCUAUAAAUUGUACCACCAUCUAAAUCAAAACCCAGGAGUUAUUUUUGACACCUCUAUCUCCCAUAUGAGGAUGUCCCAUCUAUUUCUACAAUGAACAUUUAUGGAAUCAUUUCCCCAGCAUUCUCCUCUUCCUUUUCACUUGAAAACUGCCCCUUACUCCCACUCAGAAGUACUUUCUCUUUUUCUCUUUCUCUUUUCCUUUUUUCUUCUUUCUUUCCUCUAUCCUUUCUCUGAUGCUUUUUUCCCCCUCAGGUGCAGAGAGUUGAGCCAGUCAUUCUAGUUUGUUCACACUAUCAUCAACAAGGCCUUUAUCAUUUUUCUUUUUUCUCUUUAUUUCGCUUUCUACUCAUGUUCCUUCCCUCCUUCCUUAGUGACUCUAAUGUGUUUGAUAUAUGUUUUUCAAUAUACAUGUAUCUUUGAAUAAUAUAUAGUAUUGUUUUAUGUAUGUCUGUUUUAAAUGUACAUAAUUGAUAAUUGUGUUAUAGAUCUCAUUCUGCUUGUUUCAUGUUUCUGUAAAUAUUUCUGACUGUCAUAUAGUAUUAUUUUAAAUGGCCUCACACCCUUGGCUAUUGGUUCCGGGCCAAGAUAGGCCAGAGUCCUUACCCAGAAUUUUUUGAACUGAAACUGAGAAAGAAAGAAAGUUCCUCUCCAGUAUGGAAGCCAUAAAAUGUAAAACACAGGAGCUGUCAGCAGCCAUGUAUCCUGCCAUAUGGAACCAGCUGGUCUGCAAUGAAAAAGAAGCGGAUGUGCAGAAAGCAGCAGAGAACUAUGUGUGCUCAGUACUGCAUCUCCUUUGCUGAUGUUGAAAAAGCUCACAUUAACAUUCGAGAUUUUAUCCACCUCACACCAGUGCUAACAAGCUCCAUUUUGAAUCAAGUAACGGGGCGCAAUCUUUUCUUCAAAUGUGAACUCUUUCAGAAAACUGGAUCUUUUAAGAUUCGUGGUGCCCUUAAUGCCAUCAGAGGCUUGGUUCCUGCCACUUUAGAAGGGAAGCCAAAAGCUGUUGUUACUCAUAGCAGUGGAAACCAUGGACAGGCUCUCACAUACGCUGCCAAAUUGGAAGGGAUUCCUGCUUAUAUUGUGGUGCCCCAAACAGCUCCCAACUGUAAAAAACUAGCAAUACAAGCCUAUGGAGCAUCUUUAGUAUACAGUGAACAGAGUGACGAGUCCAGAGAAAAUGUUACAAAGAGAAUUAUGGAAGAAACAGAAGGCAUCAUGGUACAUCCCAACCAGGAGCCUGCAGUGAUAGCUGGGCAAGGAACAAUUGCCCUAGAAGUGCUAAACCAGGUUCCCUUGGUGGAUGCACUGGUGGUACCUGUAGGGGGAGGAGGAAUGGUUGCUGGAAUAGCAAUUACAGUUAAGGCCCUGAGACCUAGUGUAAAGGUAUAUGCUGCUGAGCCCUUGAAUGCAGAUGACUGCUACCAAUCCAAACUGAAAGGGGAACUGACCCCCAACCCAUAUCCUCCAGAAACCAUAGCAGACGGUGUCAAAUCCAGCAUUGGCUUUAACACCUGGCCUAUUAUAAGGGACCUUGUAGAUGAUGUCUUCACUGUCACAGAGGAUGAAAUUAAGUAUGCAACCCAGCUGGUGUGGGAGAGGAUGAAACUACUCAUUGAACCUACAGCUGGUGUUGCAGUAGCUGCUGUGCUGUCUGAGCAUUUUCAAACAGUAUCCUCAGAAGUAAAGAACAUUUGUAUUGUGCUGAGUGGUGGAAAUGUAGACUUAACCUCCCUAACCUGGGUAAAGCAGGCUGAAAACCCAGCUCCUUUCCAAUCUGUGUCUGUUUAAUUUAUGCAAAAGGAAAAGAUUCAGUGUCUGUAGAUACUUGAACAUUUUGUUUCCUUGUCACUGUCAACUUUCCAUCUUUCUCUCUUAAAAGUUUUCAAAUGUUUAA